This is a messenger RNA of Chlamydomonas reinhardtii, 2441 nucleotides long. RefSeq lists its product as uncharacterized. The transcript has 6 exons. The coding region runs from base 60 to 515 and encodes 151 amino acids. Lineage: Eukaryota; Viridiplantae; Chlorophyta; Chlorophyceae; Chlamydomonadales; Chlamydomonadaceae. The record is from RefSeq and is a predicted model, not a curated record. Gene Ontology annotation, molecular function: ATP binding; protein kinase activity. Gene Ontology annotation, biological process: protein phosphorylation.
AAUGUACCGAAUAGCAGUCAGUCGUGGUUUCACUACUGAUUCCCUGCCCGUGCCCACAAAUGCCACGUGGCCGCCUUUGCCCGUCUGUGCCUGUGCCGUCACCGCCGCCGCCGCUGCCUCGCCGCCGUCCGCUUCGCAUCACCGUCAGCAUGGCGCCCGAGAUGUACCGUCAGGAGGCCUACAAUGAGAAGGUCGACGUGUUCAGCUUCGGAGUCAUUCUGUUCGAGGUGCUGAACCGCUACCAGAUGGUGUGCGCCAUCAGCAUCCAGGGCACGGAGGAGGAGGUUGAGGGCUACGCAGCCAAGGUCUCAGAGGGCUAUCGGCCGCCGCUGCCGGAGCGCUGGCCCCACCACGUCAAGCAGCUCAUUGCGGACUGCUGGGCGCAGGACCCGGCCGCGCGCCCCAGCAUGGCAGUGGUGCGUGAGCGCAUCGCAGGCCUGAUUGCGGCGGGCGUGGCGCAGGAGAUGCAGGAGCAGCUCACGCCCAUGGCACCAUGCACAUGCAUCAUCUCGUAAGCGCGUGCGUGCACGAACGCAUGCAGGCGUGCAUGCAGAUGCAUGCACGCAUGCAUCAUUGUAGGCGUGUUGCGGCGGCGACAUACACGCGGGCGCUGCUGCGGAGGCAAGGUGCAUGAUGCACUGCGGCGGCCAGGCACCCGGCGCAUGCAUGCUCGGCCCAUGCUGUGAGGGAUGGUGGGUGGGGGCACAGCCAGAUCCGCUCACCAGAUAGGCUUGGCGCCGACGCAUGGGCUACGAGUACGGGCAUGCAUGUGUUACUUCGGUGGUCCAUGCAAGAUUGAAGUUUAUGGACUUAAAGUUGAGGUUGAAGCAAACAUUUGCAGUUUGGGAGCGCGGGCUUCACACAAGUCAGCAGGCGCUGUGCGGCGCCCUCACCGGCACCGCGGCGCCGGAUGGAGCUAGCCUGCAGGCAGCAGGUCACGCCGUUCACAUGUGUGCCGGAAGCGAGACGCGCAGAGUGGGUGUGGCGACUAAGGCUAUGUCCGUGGUGGCUGUAUUUUUGGCCUUGCGGGAUGAGCUGAUAUGGGGCGGUGCAAUGCAUGGGAAUGUGUGUGUUGGCAGUGCUGCUUAUUGCAGCAGCAGGGCCUGCCUGCUGAGGGCUGGGGAUCGGGGUUGGGGCACGGGGUUGGGGGGAACUUGAAACGGAUGUGGAGGGCGGGCAGGGCGCCUUGCCUGCUGCAGGUAACGAAAUGCGAUUCUUGAAGUUCGUGGUUGCGCGGGUCAGGGGUGCAGCAGAAGAGAGACGCUGUUCCGCUGCGGCAUGGCCAUUCAACGCAGGCAGGGCCAUGCGGCAUGAAGGGGAGGAAUUGGGUUGAUGCGCAUUUGUGGAACUGCAGCACACACGUUGUCAAACUGGCGGCGGCAACUGAGCAUGGUAAUGCCAGGCAAUUUGGUAUAUUUGGCGCGAAGUGUUGAGUGCUCUGUGGAGCAUAGCACAUGACAGGGAUUUCCCGGGAUUUCCUCACACAUGGUUUGGACUUGUUUUGGCAUUUGCGUCAAGCACAGACUUACACGAUGGCUGAGUUGGGUACGCGCUUGUAACGUGCCCCCCCCCCUAUUCACGUUCACGCCAUGGUUGGAUGCGGCGCCGCGCUUGACAGUUUUAUUCAAGUUUCGCAGUUUUGUGUUUCGUCAUGUGUGAUUAUGUAUGCGACGUUACGAAUAGGUAUGGACUGUCAUGUAUGAUAUGCCGUAAUGAAGAUGGAUGUUGUACGAAUACGCAAGCUGGCGGUGUGGUUCCCUGCGCAGUUGUCAUGUGCUCAGUUGGGUUCCUUGCGUCUUACUAACUUUCAGUGAAAGUGGUAAGGCUGUGAAGGGCACACACGGUUGACAAAUGUGCGGGUCUUUUGUGGGGUUUCAUGUGCUGGCGUUCGCCGAAUGCCGUUAGCGCUGCUGGUGACCGGACCAGCAGGGUGCACCCCCGCUGUUUUACAAUGGGCCGCGACAUAGAGCUCAUGGCGGGGCCGCCCCUAGGCUCUGGCUGGUAAGGCUACUGAAUCGUCGGGCGUGGGAUCCGGGGAAGAGGAUGGACGAGGCGGAAGUUGCGGUUCGUACUAGUUGGACUGUGGAUACAAGCAAGGAUGGAGGUGGUGGUACAUUUGCAGCCAGAUGCCCGAAGCGUCACCUCGCUCGGAUGCCCCCGAUAGGCUGGAGAUUUACAGUCCGCUGGCGAAGGUCGGCCGUACCCAGAUUGCUGUACAUAGCACAACGCCGCACACGUGCGUGAAUGCAUUGACGACUUGUUUAGCACUUUAGCUUGGCGUACGAUAUGGUGGGAUUGCGACGUCAGGUCCGGGCGUCCGGCCAUGUGCAUGAGUUGCUUUACUUGCUGUGUAGAGGGUACCCGCGCCUGUCAACAUACGAGCGUAUCCAUGCCCAGCAAGGACACACGAGCACAACCGACACGUGUAACAAUUGUGACUG